AUGAAUUACCUGCUUUUGCCAACUGGCAAAAGCACAUCUAUCAGAAGAAAUUCUCGCUUGAAAGCCGGAAACAAGAAACUCGAAGAUGAGCCUUGCUCUGGUCGAGCGACUGCAAAACUGAAGAAUCUGGCGGAGCAGCAUCCAUAUGAAGGUGUGCGAUAUUUUGCUGCCAGUCUUGGCUGUUUGCUGUCCACCGUGAGCAAUGGAAUGCGAUCUCGGAGUGGUGAAAAAGCUUGGUCAGUGGCUCCCCCGUGUAUUGAGCGACGACAACCGCCAAAGACGCCUAAACCUCUGCACUCCGCUGCUCUUCAGAAGCCACAAAUUCGACUGGUCUACUGCGCUCAACUGCAAAGACUGGCCGACAAGAUCCGCAAGGAGCAAUCGAAGGUCGACAACGUUCGAAUGCUACACGAUAACGCGCGCCCUCACAUCGCAAAGAAGACUUCCCAGAAAAUUCUGGAGCUCAGAUGGGAAGUUCUACCGCACCCACCGUACAGCCCGGACCUGGCCCCGAGCGACUACCACCUCUUCCGUUCGCUUCAGCAUCACUUCGAAGAGAAGCGCUACACUGAUCGUGACCACCUCGAAAAUAACCUUCGAGCAUUCUUCGCCUCCAAGUCGCCGGAGUUCUACGUAAUGAAAUUCCUUGUCGUCGCGACAGCUCUGGUCCUAUCGUUCAUCGCUGUUGCCAACGCAAGCUACUGGCGUUAUGCUCAUUCUGGCAACUCUGCUAAAUAA
Molecule: messenger RNA, 738 nt
Organism: Necator americanus (New World hookworm)
Lineage: Eukaryota; Metazoa; Nematoda; Chromadorea; Rhabditida; Ancylostomatidae
Exons: 5
Coding region: 1-738 (245 amino acids)
Molecular function (GO): nucleic acid binding
Source: RefSeq, a predicted model, not a curated record